AUUCCCCUGGAUCACGUCGGCGUGGCCACAUACACAAUCCGCGAGAAAGACUGAGCAACAGCGAACGAACAACAGCCCGAGAGAGAAGGAUCCACCCGGAGUAAGAUUCUCGUCCCUCGCUUGAGCUAUCCGAAUAGCAUUGUCCCUGGUUCGAGGCGUAUACAACAUUGGAACGAUAUGCACCUGCAAUAGUUCUGGCCUCUGCCGAUCGAUCCUUCUACUCCUACGAGACGUAUCCGAGUGUACACUUCUCCAACCGAUCAGCCUUUCCGCCGAACGACGAAAGUCCAAGUAAGCAGGAGCUACGGCAGACGCGCGUAAUACCAAGAACCAGCAGAAGAGCAGUAAGAGAAGUGAUCGGAGGUUUGUGAGAGACAACAAUACACAAAGAUGGAUGCUCGCAUUGAAGGAACCGCUGUGCCUCAGAUCGAGGCUGUAAGCCCGCUGGCGCAACCCAACCCGUCUUCAAAGCAACACCAACAACAACCAGAGCUAAGACCCAAUGUCCGUUCAAUGCCGGGCUCACCAUCGCGGCUUCCACAUUCAGCUAUUGGAGUCUCGCCUUCGCGAUUGAGGUCCAGCUCACCUCGACAUAGUCCCGGCACCUCUGAGAUCUUCGAGCGCAACGUUCAGGAACCAGUCGCUAUCAGCAACCUCCAGGGCGAUUUUGACCAAACGCAUAUACCAGCCCACGUUAUCACUGAGGAUUCGAUCCCACCGGCACUAGAAGCUUCGGUACAAGCAAUCACCAGCGAGUCGCUCAAUCCAGACGAUGUCGAGAUCGUUACAUCGUCCUCCCAUCAGCCAGCGGCGAUCGGCAUCGAUAGCUCCAUCAGCCACAACGAUUUUGCCCAGCUACACGCGCCUCCGCUCCACCACCACAAGUCCGAGGAAUCAGAGUCAACCUCAUUACACGCGUCUGGCUUCCUUCCCGGACUAGACGACGACACUGCCAGCAAUUAUGGCCAACUCGACCCGAACGACGUUCGCCGACUAAGCUUCAUCUCCUUCCAAGACGUCGUCAAAAGCGAGCACCAUCACAUUGCCUCACCACUGGGUGACAUCGGAAGCCGCGAGAGUUUACCCAUCGGCGGCGUGCUCCCACCUGCCUCACUCUCGGACCGCGCUGCAUCUCCUCUCCAGUCUCCUCGCUCUCCCACAUCUAUCAAUAGCCAAAGCGUCAGCGGCGGUGGUGUCACGACACCCCCACCUGGCGUCAACGUCACAAAUCCAUUGGGUGCCAGCGCCG
Zymoseptoria tritici IPO323 is the source of this 1249-nucleotide messenger RNA. RefSeq lists its product as uncharacterized. The annotation marks the transcript as partial. NCBI's taxonomy places the organism in Eukaryota, Fungi, Ascomycota, Dothideomycetes, Mycosphaerellales, Mycosphaerellaceae. The transcript has a single exon. The record is from RefSeq and is a predicted model, not a curated record.